AGCGAUUUCCCGCGAACACUUGUGAGCGCGCGCAGCUUCACCGCGAAGCGCAGGAGAGCUGAGGACUCUGAGCGCUGAUUCUCAGUGUGUCUGUACUACUACUACUGCUGCUGAUAUAGAGGAGUCAUGGCUAAACAGAGCUCUAUCUUUAAUUUCUUUACUAAGUCUCCGCCGCCUGUUACCAAGUCCAAGUCCAGCCCGUCCCCGGUGGAAGCGGAUUUACCGUCUUCAGUCAGUAAAUCCAGCGUUUCCCCGAAAGAGGAGGCUAAACUCGCCGCUCAGAGCGCUAAACCCAGCAGGAGCCUGGCUAAAGCUGCCCAGGCCAAACUGUUCGGAGAGAAAACUCUUCCUCCCAAACAGAGCUCUUCGUUCACUUUUCAUGCGGGUGAUCUGGUGUGGGCAAAACUGGAGGGGCAUCCUUGGUGGCCGUGUAUGGUAGUGCCCCAUCCUAUAAAUGGACAACAGAUGAGGGGCAAAGGCCGAGAUCAGAGAUCACAUGUACAUUUCUUUGAUGAGCCGCCAACGCGAGGCUGGGUCAGAACAAAAUAUAUUCGAGAGUAUAAAGGUUCAGACUCUGCUGAUGCUAAAACAGGUGGAUUGUUCUUCAGUGGUAAACCUGUGAUUCGCAGGGCGAUGGAACUGGCAGAUCAAGUUCUGCAGGACAUUCCUGAGGAAAGACUGAAGAUGCCACUCUGCAAGGAUGUUUCAGAUGAGGAAGAGGAUGAUGAGGAAGAAAUGGAGGUCGAAAAGUCAGUAGAAUCUAAUGAAGAGAUGUCAGAAGAAGAAGAAGAAGAAGUGAAAAAGGUGAAACCCAGUAGACGUUCAUCACGCGCCACAGUAGAGAAUGGUCAGAAGCCCAAACGUCGUCGUAUUGUUGUGGCCUCUGACAGUGAAGGCUCUGGGGAGGAGUUUAAGCCAGACCAAGUGGAAGGCAGCAGUGAAGAGGAAGAUGAUGGCGCUAGCAGUGGAGUCGUUGAAGAGGAAGAAGAGAGUAUGCCUGAGUCAGAACCAGACAGCCCAGUAAAACCUGUAAAACGCAAACGAGUGGCAGAGAAGCCUGCUAAAAAAAGUAAAUCUACACCAUCUGAGACUCCUAAAAGAGCUCCUGCUUCCCUUAAUUCUGUUGCAGUUGACACAAAAGCUCGACUCUCUGCUUUCUCUGCUCCAGAAAACUUCGAGAGUCAGGGAACUGCUGGAUCGGGAGGUGUGGAAGGGCAUGGUGUGUGGGAUCAUGAAAAACUGGACUGGUUACAAGAUGGCAAGAGGAAGGAUGCACGGAGGCGACGUCAGUCUGACGAAGACUAUGACCCCACCACCCUGUAUGUGCCUGAAGAGUUCUCUAACAGGGUUACGCCAGGAAUGCGGCGCUGGUGGCAACUCAAGUCGGAAAUGUUUGAUGCUGUUCUGUUCUACAAGGUAGGCAAAUUCUAUGAGCUCUACCACAUGGAUGCUGUGAUUGGUGUAAACGAGUUGGGACUUACCUUUAUGAAAGGCACUUGGGCACAUUCUGGAUUUCCUGAAAUAGGCUUCAGCCGUUUCUCUGAUGUUCUUGUCCAAAAAGGUUACAAAGUGGCUCGUGUGGAACAGACUGAGACUCCCGAAAUGAUGGAAGCACGAUGCAAGACCAUGGCACGUCCCACCAAAUUUGAUCGUGUUGUUCGGCGAGAGGUGUGUAGAGUAAUUACGCGGGGCACGCAGACCUACAGUGUACUCGAUGGUGCCCCUUCAGAGGUCCAGAGCAAGUACUUACUGGCUGUGAAGGAGAAGAACGAGGAGGAAAGUGCAGGGCAUGGCCACAUCUACGGAGUCUGUUUUAUCGACACCUCUGUCGGUCGCUUUCACGUCGGUCAGUUCCAUGAUGACCGUCACUGUUCCCGUCUACGUACUCUAGUUGCGCACUAUGCCCCAGCUCAGGUGGUGUUUGAAAAGAGCAACCUGUCAUUGGAGACGCGCAAGAUCUUUAAGGCCAUUGUGUCCUCUGCCAUGCAGGAGGCUCUCAAUGCUGGCACACAAUUCUGGGAUGCCCAAAAGACUCUGAAGACUUUAGCAGAAGAAGACUACUUCAAAGAAAUUGAGAAUGAAGGUGGUAAUGCAGGAUCCACACUCCCCACUGUCCUGAAAGCAAUGACCUCCGACAGCGACUCACUAGGUCUCACUCCUAAAGAGGGAUAUGAGCUUGCCCUGUCUGCCCUUGGUGGAUGCAUGUUCUAUCUUAAAAAAUGUCUUGUGGACCAGGAACUUCUUUCCAUGGCAAAUUUCGAAGAGUAUGUUCCAGUUGAUGUGGAAAUGGAGCAGGCAGAAGGUGCAUCAGGUUUCUUUGCCCGGACACGCCAACGCAUGGUCCUGGAUGGAGUGACUCUGACCAACCUUGAGAUUCUGCAGAACAGCUCUACUGGAGGUACGGAAGGUACCCUGCUAGAGCGCUUAGACACCUGCUGUACUCCAUUUGGAAAAAGACUGCUUAAACAAUGGCUGUGUGCCCCCCUCUGCAAUCCCACAUCCAUUAAGGACAGGUUGAAUGCAAUUGAAGACCUAAUGGGUGCUCCAGCACAAGCAACUGAGGCUACAGAACUCCUGAAGAAGCUUCCAGACCUUGAAAGGCUACUUAGCAAAAUCCAUAGCAUGGGUACUCCACUAAAGGGGCAGAAUCACCCAGACUGCAGGGCUGUGCUCUAUGAGGAGCUUGUCUAUAGUAAACGCAAGAUUGCAGACUUCCUCUCUGCACUGGAAGGGUUUAAGGCCAUGCAGGAGAUAGUGUCUCUUAUGGAAUCUGUUUCAGAAGGAUUCCAGUCCAAACUGCUGAGACAAGUGGUGCUCCUUAAAACUAAAUGUGAGGAUGGGCUCUUUCCUGACCUAACCCCAGAGCUUAACCGCUGGGACACUGCUUUUGACCAUCAAAAAGCACGCACCACCGGAGUGAUCACACCCAAGUCUGGCUUUGACCCAGAGUUUGAUCAGGCCGUGAGUGGAAUCAAAGACUCUGAGAGAGGUCUUCAGGAUUAUCUGGACCGACAGAAGAAAAGACUCGGUUGCAGAACUCUGUCCUAUUGGGGCACUGGAAGAAAUCGUUAUCAGAUGGAGGUUCCAGACAGUGUUUCUGAGAGAAACGUCCCAGAGGAGUAUGAGGUGAGGUCCACCAAGAAGGGCUGGAAGAGGUACUCAACAAAGGAAAUUGAGCGCUUGUUCUCAGAGUUGCAGAGCUGGGAGGAGAAGAGGGAUGCAGCAUUAAAAGACUGCAUGAGGAGACUGUUCUACAACUUCGACAAAAACUACAGGGACUGGCAGACUGCAGUGGAGUGCAUGGCUGUUCUCGAUGUGUUGCUGAGCUUGUCCCGGUACAGUCAGAGUGCAGAUGGGCCGAUGGCAAGACCUGAGGUAGUUCUCCCAGAGAGUGGUCCUCAGUCUUCACCUUUUCUGGACCUCAGAGGAUCCCGGCAUCCCUGUGUCACAAAGACCUUCUUUGGUGAUGAUUUCAUCCCCAAUGACAUCUUCAUUGGCUGUCCAGGCACUGAGGAAGAGGAGGGUGAAGACACCAACAAAGCUCUGGCGUCAUGUGUGCUUGUCACUGGACCAAACAUGGGAGGCAAAUCCACCCUGAUGAGACAGUGUGGCCUGGUGGUUAUCUUGGCUCAGCUGGGGUGCUAUGUUCCUGCUGACAGCCUGCGCCUCACUCCUGUUGACCGAGUGUUUACUCGCCUUGGUGCUUCUGAUCGCAUCAUGUCUGGUGAGAGUACCUUCUUUGUGGAGCUCAGUGAGACAGCCAGUAUCCUGCUUCAUGGGACCAACCAUUCACUUGUACUUCUGGAUGAACUGGGCAGGGGUACGGCUACCUAUGACGGCACAGCCAUAGCCAGUGCAGUGGUGAAAGAGCUGUCUGAGAAAAUUCACUGCCGGACCCUUUUCUCCACACACUAUCACUCAUUAGUGGAGGACUACGCCCAGGACCCCGCUGUCAAACUCGGACACAUGGCCUGCAUGGUGGAGAAUGAGUGUGAGGACCCGAGCCAGGAGACCAUAACCUUUCUCUACAAGUUCAUCAAUGGCGCUUGUCCCAAGAGCUACGGCUUCAACGCCGCCCGCCUGGCCAGUAUCCCAGAGGAGGUCAUCCAGUCAGGACAUCACAAAGCUCGCGAGUUUGAGAGGAACACAGUGGCCCUGAGGAUCUUCAAGAAACUCUGUGCGUUUGCUGAUGAUCCCACAGCUAAUGGAAAACGGUUUGCUAAGCUGGUACAGAUGAUCGGCGAGCUCUAAAAGAAACAGGUUUAUUCUCCCCAUGAGUUUUUGUUCAUCAAAUCAUUUUCAUUGGUUCUGACAUGAUCUAAUAAAGUUUAUUUUUAAAAAUGAA
Molecule: messenger RNA, 4345 nt
Organism: Astyanax mexicanus (Mexican tetra)
Lineage: Eukaryota; Metazoa; Chordata; Actinopteri; Characiformes; Acestrorhamphidae
Gene: msh6
Product: mutS homolog 6 (E. coli)
Exons: 10
Coding region: 127-4251 (1374 amino acids)
Biological process (GO): mismatch repair
Cellular component (GO): MutSalpha complex; nucleus
Molecular function (GO): ATP-dependent DNA damage sensor activity; mismatched DNA binding; ATP binding
Source: RefSeq, a predicted model, not a curated record